Messenger RNA from Rotaria sp. Silwood2, 1209 nucleotides. The record is from the annotation of a GenBank genome assembly. NCBI's taxonomy places the organism in Eukaryota, Metazoa, Rotifera, Eurotatoria, Philodinida, Philodinidae.
AUGGCACUUUGUUUGGCUAACUCGCUAAUUGCUUGUCAAGACUUUGUUUCAUAUGAUCAAUUAGUUCGCUACAAAUGGUGGUAUCGACAUGGCUACAUGUCAUCGACUGGUCAAUGUUUCGACAUUGGUGCAGCCACUCGACAGUCUAUCGAAGAAUUUGAAACACGCCAAAGAAAGUUUGCACACGAUCAUGACAUGCCAUUAGAUGAAAUGGACUUGCUAUCUGAUCGUGGUCUUCUUCAAGCAUUCGAUGUAAAUUGCAGUAAAGAGGGUGUGGCUGGUAACGGAGCCCUAAUGCGUCUUGCACCUGUGCCACUCUUCUUCUACCGAAAUCCAGAAGUGGCCGUCGACUAUUCUGGCAUUAGUGGUCGAAUCACCCAUGGAGAUGACAAAGCUUAUGAUGCCUGUUGUUAUUAUGGAGCUCUCAUCAUAGCUGCCAUGAAUGGUGCGAAGAAAAGCGAGCUGACUAGUAAAACAUUUUACGAUAAACAUCGAGAAUGGUUUGGUAAUCGAAGCCUUGAUCCUGAAAUCAUGAAGAUUGCUGAGGGAUCGUAUCAAAAACCAGGUGGAUAUCAAGAUGGAAUUCGAGGGAAAGGAUACAUUGUCAAUGCUCUGGAGGCCGCAUUGUGGGCGUUUUGGAGUGAUGAAGACUCGUUCGAAACAGGUGCACUUAAAGCUGUUAAUCUGGGCGAUGAUACAGACACAACAGCAGCUAUCUAUGGUCAGUUAGCAGGAGCUCACUAUGGUUACAAGAAGUUACCAGAAAAAUGGCUGGAUUGCAUUGGACAAAUAACCCAUGGAGAUGACAAAGUUUAUGAUGCAUGUUGUUAUUACGGAGCUCUUAUCGUAGCUGCCCUUGACGGUGCAAAGAAAAGUGACUUAACUAGUACAACAUUUUAUGAAGAGCAUCGAAAAUGGUUUGGAGAUCGAACCCUUCAUACUGACAUCAUGGCGAUUGCUCAUGGAUCCUAUCAAAAACCAGGUGGCUAUCAAGAGGGAAUUCGAGGGAAAGGAUACAUUGUCAAUGCUCUGGAAGCUGCUUUAUGGGCUUUUUGGAGUGACGGGGACUCGUUCGAAGCAGGCGCACUUAAUGCAGUUAAUCUAGGUGAUGAUACAGACACAACAGCAGCUAUCUAUGACAUAAUGUCCCUAACACUCCGACGCAGCACUCGCACACAAGCUUCAAAACCUCAUUGGAUCGAUACAUAA